AUGGGCAGGAUUUGUCCCAUACUACAUCAUCCUCUUAAUGAUGGAGUUUUAAUCGAUGAUGAUGCUAUAAUACAUUUUAUACAUAAAAGGAAUGUAGAUUUUCUACGAACUGAACUUGUGUGCCGGUCAUGUAAACAUGAAGUUACGAAAUUAUACAAUAAAAAAUUAAAAAAAGCACGCAAAUUGCAUGAAUUGCGUAAAACCCGUUUACACGACGGCUCACUAUCCACAUUUAAAACAAGUGAUGUGUCGUCUGCUGUGUCGGUAACAUUCGACAGUGGCAGAACAAGUUCCAUUGAGCGAAAUAACCAUAGUAUAAAUUCUGGUAAAUUUAUGAACACAACACCAGGCAAUGUCAUUUCUGAGAAUCAACAAAAUUCAGCGACUACAUCCGACCGUUCCCUAGAAAAUGGUAGAGAGAGCAUUGUUAGUAUAACAUCAAGUAGCUUUGAGCAAAAUAACCACAGUGGACAUUCAGCCAAAGUUAUUGCCAAACCAAUAUCUCUUACAUCAGACUCUUCGAGCCAAGAGUCUGAUGUAGUUAGAAGACAUUCGCAACAUCCUUCAACAAGCAAAGGGACGACUACUACUUCUCAGCCCGCUGUAAACUCUAAUAAACGUCCCAUAUCCGCUAUUAUUGAUAGUGAUGACGAAAGCCUUAGUUUAAAUGCUGUUAAUGGUAUGCGUCUACCUCAUAUACAGCCUCUUCCACCCAAACGCAAACCAGUUACUUCAAAUUCUUUGGCACGAGAUAUUAUGGAUGAAUACAUAAAGGACGUUACCGGAGGUUGAUCGAUUUAUUUAUUACUAUGACCGCCGGGUGGUCAAAAUUCGACCACUAAUACAAAAAUAUUUUUCACGUUUUUUUUUUUUUUUUUUUCAUACUUAAAAGUGAACCACAAAUG
Calliphora vicina (urban bluebottle blowfly) is the source of this 905-nucleotide messenger RNA. RefSeq lists its product as uncharacterized. The transcript has 2 exons. The coding region runs from base 1 to 792 and encodes 263 amino acids. Lineage: Eukaryota; Metazoa; Arthropoda; Insecta; Diptera; Calliphoridae. The record is from RefSeq and is a predicted model, not a curated record.